AUGCGACCCUCGCAAACCUGCACAAGAUGUUUGACUCGUCUUCGUCCAUCGGAGAUACUUCUCAGACCUCAAUCUCAAUUCUCUAGGACAUUGUCGUCAUCAGCCCUUUCCGGUACACAACGAAAUUUGAAAAAUGGGGUUCUGCCAUCUCUUCAAUCGAAGCGCACGUUUCUCUCCAUGUUUGGAGGUAAAAAGGAUGUUCAGACCUCACCCCUCCCCUCGGAAUUAGCCUCUACAAGCGAUCAUCCGGUAUACGAACAUACAGAUGGCUCACGUAUCCUCCUUAAACCGAAUAACCUCUUUCACCCUAUGGACAAGUCGCCGUCUCCUUCGAUGCGUGAACGUGCAGCUGCAAUUAAGCGUACCGCAUAUUGCCCGCACCCCGAUCAUGCUAGCUCUCUACAGCAUGUGAAGUUCACUUGCUCUGACUGCGGUGUCCCCACUUACUGCUCAGAGGAGCAUUGGGCCGCGGACUACGAAAACCAUAUUCUAAUCUGUGAUGCUCUGAGGGAAGCGAAUGAGGACGAUCAUGAUCUUCGCUCUGGCAGAGCUGUCAAUGAUCCAAGAUCUCUUCGCCAGGUUACUAGGCUUCUAACAUACCCUAUCACAAUCGCGAGUUUCUUGCACGAACUUAGCCCCUACAACCUCCGCCACAGACUGACUAUUGAGGGCUUGAAGAGUGUAAGCGCUCUCCGCUACACCCUUCAUCCCCCCAAAACUGGUGGUGGAAAAGACAUGAAAGGGAUUCGCAUAACUCCACCACCUGUCCGAAUUUUCAUGCUCGGUGCUCGUGCUGAGUCCUCUCUUCCCAGAGAAGUCUGGCAUCAACUUACCCACAUGUUCCCUAUAUCUACUUUUCAUCUUGUUUUCAUUGGCCCUGAAUCACUCGACGGUCGAUCUUCAGAACUCCCGGUCCCUGAUCGUACCGACUCCAAUCCAUUUGGGGCGAUCGUUGAACGUGUAUCCCAUAACAUGAAGAUCAGCACAUUUGUUGAGCACUACCAUACUCUUCACGCUACGGGAACCUUUGCGCCAUUUGACCCUUACUUUGAUUGCUUUGUACUUUUCCACCCGGGGUUGGGACAUCCUGGAAGUGCAGCCGAGUGGGAGAACACUUUACCGAAAUUGCUGGAGACUAAAUGCCCAGUUCUUGUGACAGGAUAUACAGAGAAUGAUAUGGAAAGGGAUGUGAAUUGGAUCAACGAUAAGUGCAAAGGAGAGUUCGAUAUGUUGUUAGAGCCAGGGGAGAACCGGUUCAAGAGUUUGAGGUGGGAUAUUAAUGAUGCGGACCCAACGGAUUUGAGCCAGGGUAAUUGGGGCGUAUGGAGCUUUAGAGGAAAGAGAUACGAGGCUACGAGAAAGGAUAUAGAGGAAGUGUAG
Molecule: messenger RNA, 1380 nt
Organism: Morchella sextelata
Lineage: Eukaryota; Fungi; Ascomycota; Pezizomycetes; Pezizales; Morchellaceae
Exons: 4
Coding region: 1-1380 (459 amino acids)
Biological process (GO): mitochondrial respiratory chain complex IV assembly
Cellular component (GO): extrinsic component of mitochondrial inner membrane
Source: RefSeq, a predicted model, not a curated record